This is a messenger RNA of Dichotomopilus funicola, 8799 nucleotides long. RefSeq lists its product as uncharacterized. NCBI's taxonomy places the organism in Eukaryota, Fungi, Ascomycota, Sordariomycetes, Sordariales, Chaetomiaceae. The record is from RefSeq and is a predicted model, not a curated record. Gene Ontology annotation, biological process: DNA repair. Gene Ontology annotation, molecular function: protein binding; protein serine/threonine kinase activity. Bases 1 to 8799 code for a protein of 2932 amino acids. The transcript has 8 exons.
AUGCCACGGCAACCGAAGGCGUAUAACGGUGACAGAGUCAAUUUCAAGCAGCUUGCUACACAACUCACCGAUAGGGCGAUCAAAACACGAACGGAUGCUCUUGAUGAUUUAGCGGCCUUCUUCAAAACCCUUGACCGCGGGUCUCAGAGCCAAAGGAACGUCUUUGACGACAAGUCGUAUCACUCACUCUAUGAGGCCAUAUUCCGCUGCACGCUUAUUGAGAAGGAAGCCUACUUCUCUUCUAAACGAGCCCCAACGACACGGUUGGCGAAAUGUGGCGACGUCUUGCGAAAUGCCAUCCGCCAUGGAGCGCCCAAAAUCAAGCGAAAGACAUCGAAGGCCAUUAUUGACCACAUAACCCAAAUCCUCGUGGGCCCUGACGACGAAUACUUUGCGCCUCUGCUCAACAACUACGUAAAGACUCUAAUCAGCUUUCUGGAAGUUCCCACGAACGUUGAAAAUAUUGUCGUCAACGAGAGCUGGUACACAUGUGUCGACUUCUGUAUCGAUGGUCUUACCCGUUACCUCGAGACCGGUGAUCGGGACAGCGGAUCCUUGAACCGUGCCUCCCCAGCUCCAGGAGCCAUCACCAGGGCUGGUUCUGUCGCGCCUACACAGGCAUCUGGCAAUAUUGGGGGCCAGGUUGCACUUGACUUUUUAUUAUGCCUCAACAUCCUCGUCUCGGCUCAAAAUGCACCGAUACUGGGAAAGGCAGACAGGAUAACUGGUGUGGCGCUGCGGAUUCUGCAACUUCGCCAGAUGAGAAUCGGGGAGUUCCAGAAAUUGGCCUUCUCGACAGUUAACUUGGUCUUUGAACGGAUCCAAGCCAACGAUGUUGCGCUUUCCAGGAGCCUAGCUAGUUCCCUGAUUCCCCUGGUCUCGUAUUGGUGGCAGCCCCGAGCUCUUUCACGCGAUGCGAUGUUGAACUCAGUCCGUGAUGAGAUGCUCAAGACCAUCUAUGGAACCCAGCUCUAUGUCGAGAGCUUGCUUCGGGAGUCCACCGAUGACUCCUUCUUCCAGGAUGUUGAGGACCUUCUGGAUUCCCUGUGGACUGACUACUCCAAACGUGAAGACCGCGCGCGGCUUCAGCUGGACGACGUAACUUUCACGAGGAUGCGUCUGCCCGCUGACCACCCCCGCACACCGGUUUUCAGUCUGCGUCCCUACAACCUAGCCGGGGAGCAGAACUGGGCCCUUCUGGAGAAUCUCGCCAUUUUGGAGGCAGCGUAUUCGCGCUACUCCCAGCGAGAGCAUAGUCAGCAGCAUCCCGGCCAUGACCAGCCUCGGAAGAGACGCCGGGUAGCCGGCAGCUCCAACAGGAUACACCAGAAAAUCAAGUCCCUCGACCCCGCUGUUCGGCUGACCGCGCUUCAACUGUUACCGUUUUUGGCGAAGCAAAGACGUCCCCUCCUCGAGGAUAUCGUCGAGGCCAUAGCCGACCUGUCCAAGUUGGUGACGGCGAAAGAGCCAGUGGUGGCAUCCUGGGCAAUGAUCGCUUGUUCAAGUUUUGCUGUCGAUGAGGCGUCACAUCAUGCAUCACUCAGCGCGUCUUGGAAACAUCUGUGGCACCUUGGCGUGCGAGCGUUGUCAUUACCACCGACGAGUCGAGCUGCUUGCGUCCUCUUGCAGUCGAUCCUUCAAGCAAACCUCAUCCCUCGGCAUGAGAUUGCGGACGAUAUCAACCAAAUCGUGACAACGGCGGACAUCAGCGGCCCAUCAGUGCUGGUUGACUCGUCGCUCGCUCUCAUGUUGAGCCUUCUGCAUCUACGAAACAACAUGUUCCCCAACGCCAGCCAAGCCACGUCAAAUCACAUUAUCCGAUGGAUAUUUGUGAGAUGGAGUCCCGCCGAACUGAGUUACGCCUCUUUUCAUGCCAUACACGCGACACCGUAUGACAUUGUCAACCUCCUGAAAGCUUGCUACGGGGCGCCUGCUCUGGCCAUGCCAGUACCGCUCCGCUUAUUUGGCGGGCACCUUUCCCAAUUCUGGAAGGGUCAAGCGCAAAUACAACCUUUCAUCCGGUAUCUGCUGCUGCUGGACCAGGAGGGCACCGAGGCACCCAGUUCACCUUUGGCAGACGAGCAGUCCCCAGAACCGCCCGCUUCACAGCACGCAGUAGAUCCAUCCGGGUCACAUGCUGCAAGGAGACUGGCCCUCGAGCUAUUGUACCCGAAGAUCGAAGAGCUGCACCAGGUAGCCGAGUCAUGGCAAAAGCGGGGAGAAGGUGCUGUCCCUGUUUCUCCUGAACGGCUACAAAGUAUUGUUCUCGCUUCCUUGACGGCCGCUCUUCUGCUACCAGAGCUAGCCAACUUGAACUCAUCCGCUUCUCGGGACCUUGAGACGGCACUCUUUAGUACCGUCGAUGCCACGUUCCAAGUUAUGCUGAACGCGCCGUCGAGUGACAAUUCCUUUGACCUCGUCCUGGCAUGCUCUGCCGCCCACAUUCCCCCCAUCAAAGAUGCCGAGCUAGGUUACUUGAAGCGAGAAAGACCCCAUCUGAUCCGACUUUUCGGCAAGCUUUCCGAUGCAUUGCAUGAGCGAUCGCGUCGGGAAUCCUCCCUGCGCAACUCGGAUACUGCGGAUAUCGAUGACGAGUUUGAGUCGCAGACAAGCCAAAGCAGUACGGCAUUGAAGAACAAAACGUUACCGAGGAGGGAUAUGCUCCUGUCCCACACCCCGGAGUCGUUCUACUUGGAGACCAGUCUGCGGGUACAUAUGCUUGAGGUCAUACGCAAAGAUGACGGGGAGAUCGGGCGUGUGCCCGAAGAUAUUGUGGAUCAACUCGUCGAACUCCCCAACGAACAGUUCUUGCUCUGUCGAGUGUUCGUUCGAGAACUUUUGACAUCGGACCCCAUGGUCACGCUCGACUCUGCCACCAGACUUGUGGAAACGGCAGGGAACCUAGUCAGCCUAGAUGAGUGCUGCGAAGUAGCAGUCUGCACUUUCCUAGACGUUCUGGACGGGUUGAUCAGUAUGUGGACCGACCCAAAGCUGGAGGAGAUCGCAUCCCUGGCUGGGGAUUUCUAUCACCAUUUGGUGAAACACUCCCUAAGCAACAACACGCUCUCUCCGGCCGCUCAAAUCCAGUUCUCUGGCCUACUUCUUCAUUUAUUGGAGGCCAGGCCGACGUACGCAGCCACCUUGGAUUUACCAUCGUCCCGGUCAACUCUUAUGACUAUUCUUCAAGAUGGAGUCGCGGAAGUCAAGUAUUCCAUCGGACGGAAACUCCCCGGCGUCUUCGGAUUGUAUGUCCUCAAAACGCACGAUGAUAUUUUCGUCGACGUCUUGAACAGCCUCCCCUCAGAUCCGCACAACACCGAAGGCAUUGCGUUUCGGCUAUUCGUGCUUGCCGAGCUCGCAUGCCGAUGGCCAACUCUCCUACGCCGAUGCAUCUACCACAUUUUCGAAACGCCGGGGAAGAUCACGCAGUCGGGAAAAUAUGCGGCGAGCUGCCUGAAGACCAUAUCUCGGACUCUGAACCUCGACGGGCCCCAAGAGCUGUUCCGGCUCUUUGCUCCCCAGCUUCUCUACACCUGGCUCGAGGCGGGUUCCAUUCAGGAGAUUCCAUUCGAGACAUUCAGCUUCCCGAGCCUCAACGACCUACUCCACGACGCCCAGACCGAAGCCGCGGCCAUUAUGUUCAUGCGGGGCCAGGAGCAGGAGGCGCUAGAUCUGGCACAAGUCCUGGGUCUAACGCCCGAGCAGCUAGUCCAGCAAAGCUUCACCAAGAUCAUUGCCUACAGCAUUGCACAUGAUAUCAGCGUCCCCGGCGGUGCGAUUUACAUCACAGGGGAGAGCCGGCUGAGGAAGAUUCUCGGAAAGGAAGGGUUCCUUUCGCAGAUCCACCUCAACUUUGCCGACAUCAUCGCCACGUUCUUCGACGUCUUUGAUCAAGACGAUCCCAUUGAGAAGGCAUUUCGGCGUGACGAACGGUUUGCCUACGCUGCAUACGCCAUGGAAGACAUCAAGAAACUUGGCCACUUACCGGCUUCGCUCCCGCCGAACCAGCAACCCAUGUUCAAGGCAAAGUACUUACCCAGGGAAAUCCUCCACCUGUGCAGCCGGACACCAUACGAGCCAGAAACCCUGUGGACGCCCGCGCUCGUAGUCUUCGUGGCACGCAAGCUUCUAAACACCAUACACCCGGCACUAGGCCCGCUCCAUGCCUGUUCCGUUCUGCGCAAAAUCCGGGUCCUAAUUUGCAUGGCCGGAGAUAAUGCCACAUCGGCGUACCCCCUGGAGAUGCUCCUGCAGUCUCUCCGCAUGUUUCUGGUAGACCCCGAGUGCGCCGACGAUGCCCUGGGUAUCACGCAGUACUUGGUCGUUAAGGGCGAUCAUCACUUGCGACAGGCGCCGUCUUUCCUCGCUGGGUACGCACUGUCGAGUUUGGCGGACCUCCGGGUCUUCCUCGAGUCGAGCCAGUCCAGCACGACGCAGGAAAGCCAAUUCAAGGCGACCAUGACAAAAGCCCAGCUCUUUCAUUCUUGGUUCUCCAAGUACCUGGCCGGGUAUGAUUCCCCGGCCUUCCAGGACGAGGCGCAGAAGCUGGCCUUUAAGUCUAUCACGCAGUCGGCGGCGCAUAUCCGCGUGUCGGGUAACGCCGAGAAAGGAACGCACGAGAGUAAUCUGCUGCUGGAAAUCCUAGAAGACUGGGCCCGCGAAAACCAACUGCUUAACGAACCAGCUCGUGACGUGGCGCUCUCCAUGCUCUGCGGGGUGUUCAAGGUCCCGCCGUCGAACCGCUUCGACGUCAUUGACAGUGACGAGGAUGCGCUGAGUCACGGCGCGGUGGUCUGGAAAAGCUGUGCCUCGCAGAACCUCAGCGGAGAAUACCUCGCUUGGGCGGGCCGAGUCCUUGGGCGGUCGUUUGCGGCCUCGGGUGAUGUGCCCGAUGAACUCCUGCGGGAGUCUCGGCUUAAGGAAUACCGCAGGUUGUCGUUGGAUAUUGGUGGUUCGGAAGAGGGUUUGUUGAACCUCAUCGAGGCGUUGACUGUGAGUGGCAACUGUUACACGGCUGGCCUGGCCGAGGCGGCGCUGCGGAAUGUGGUGUCGGACGCUGUCAGCGAUGAUGACCAUGAUCUGCUCGGUGCCUGCCAGCGGAGUCUUGCCGAAGCGCUUCUCAUCUCGUCCAACUGGGAUCCGUACCGGACACCGGGUUCUGACGGGUACGAUGUGGAAUCACCCGCUGAGGAAGACGUGUUUACGGCGAAAAGCUUUGAGAGCCCGGACUGGUCGCGGAAACUGGCCACGCUGCUGGCUCAGUCGGUGCCGGAGAUUGUGACGCUGAGGGUUUUGCCCCCGAUUCUUAGCAAGGUGAAAGGCUUUGCGGAGCGUGCGUUCCCGUUUGUUGUUCAUCUCGUCUUGACGUACCAACUGGACAAACAGCAAGGGGUCAAGCGGCGGCUUUCUGAGGCGCUCAAGCAGUGGCUGAAUUCGAAGUCCGAACUGGCCAGAGAGAACUUGAAGUUGUUGCUCAACACCAUCCUAUAUCUCCGGACUCAGUCUGUGCCCAAAGAGACAUCCAUCGCGGACCGGAGUCAAUGGCUGGAUAUCAAUCUAUCGAGCGCAGCAGCAGCCGCCACCCGGUGCGGCAUGUUCAAGGUCGCCGUCCUGUUUGUCGAGCUCGCCAACUCGGAGUCCUCAAGAGGCUCGCGCCGUUCUUCUGCUCUCCGAGAAAUCGAAGACUCAAGCGAGAUCCUGCUGGACAUCUUUGAGAACAUCGACGACCCCGAUGCGUACUACGGUCUCAACCAGGACGCUUCCCUGUCCACCGUCGUGUCCCGCCUAGGGUAUGAAAACGAUGGGAGCAAGAGUCUUGCCUUCCGUGGCGCACAGUACGACAGCCAUCUACGGAGUAGAGAUCCGGGAUCGCGACAGGACGGACAGGCGCUCAUCAAAGCCUUGAGCAACCUCGGCUUGGCCGGCCUGUCCAACUCGCUCAUCCAGGCGCAACAAAGUCUGGAUGGUUCGUCUGACUCGCUGGAUGGGACGUUCACGACCGCCCGGCGGCUGGAGAUGUGGAAUUUGCCCGCGCCGUCGACCAACAACAACUGGGCGGUCACGGUGUAUAAGGCAUACCAAAGCAUGCACCAGGCUCCGGACAUUGGCGUUGUGAGGAGUGCCAUUCACGACGGCCUGCGGAGCACAGUCCGGCAUUUGACUGGACACAGCCUCAACACGGCCACCCUGCGGCACCAGCUUGGAGCGCUGGCCGUGUUGACGGAGCUGGAUGAUGUGCUGAAUGUCGCUGAUCAGUCGGAGUUGCAGGAUGCUGUGGAGAGCUUUGAGAAGCGGUCUAAGUGGAUGAUGAGCGGACGAUACCCCGAUGUGAGCCAGAUUUUGUCGUGCAGAGAGACCACGCUGAGCAUGUGGAGUCAGCAUCACAACCUGAGGGCUACGCGGUUGACGCCAGCGGACGCCCGACUCAGCCAGAUCCGGACCCUGCUGCUGUCGUCCGACAUCUUCCGCUUCCACCGGGCGAACCAAGAGACGCUGAAUCUAUCCACCACUCUCACUGAUCUGAUCCGGACCGGCGAAUCGCUUGGGCUUAACGUCGAUGCUGCGAUCAAGAUCGAGGCAGCUAAUUCACUCUGGGACCAUGGCGAGAUGACCACGUCGAUUAGGAUGCUGCAAAACAUCGACAAAGACUCUUCCUUGAAAAAGCAGACUGUUCCCGUCAGUCGGUCGGAUCUUUUGUCCAAGAUUGGGUACCAAGUCUCUGUGGCGAGACUGGAGAGCCCAGACAGCAUCCAAAAGAAGUACCUGGAGCCGGCGCUCAAAGAGCUGAGGGGCAAAAGCGAUGGCAAGGAGGCCAGUCAAGUGUUCCACCAGUUUGCCAUGUUCUGCGACGAGCAGCUCCAGAAUCCCGACAGCUUGGAUGACCUAGCACGCCUGAAAAGUCUGAAGAGAGGCAAGGACGACGAAGUCGCGCAGCUCAAGGCGCUGAUUGCGAACUCAAAGGAUUCCCAACACAAGAACCGCUACUCGAGCCAUCUCGCCAAGGCACGACAGUGGCAAGACCUAGACCAACAGGAGCUCCGGCGUGUUGAGCAAAGCCGAUCCGAGUUCCUCCGGUUGAGCUUGGAAAACUAUCUGCUCUCUCUCGCGGCGUCUGACGAGCACAACAAUGACGCCCUGCGGUUCAUGGCCCUGUGGCUAGAGCAGUCGGAGGAGGACGUGUCCAACGAGGCGGUCAAAAAGUACAUCGGCAAGGUGCCCACCCGCAAGUUUGCGCCCCUGAUGAACCAGCUUUCGUCUCGCUUGCAAGAUCAACCCGUCCUGUUCCAGCAGCUCCUGAUCGAUGUGGUCUACCGCAUCUGUGUCGACCACCCGUACCACGGCAUGUACCAUAUCUGGUCUGGCGCGAGGACCCGCGUCAAUAAGGAUGACGAAGUGGCCGUCUCCCGCCAAAAGGCGACCGACCGUGUGGCCAAGGGGCUCACCAAGUCGAACGCGGUGUCCAAGAUCUGGCCCGCCAUCGACCAGACGAGUCGGGUGUAUCACGCGCUUGCCAUGGACCGUGACCCUAAUAGGUACAAGGCCGGGCAAAAGAUUGCGAUCAAGAACUCGUCGGUUGGAUCCAACUUCCUCACCAUCCUCGCCAAGUACCCCAUCCCACCCCCGACGAUGCAGAUGGCGUUGUCUGCCGACCUAGACUAUUCAAAUGUCCCCAUGAUCCACAAGUUCGAGCCCGAGAUGUCCAUCGCCUCGGGCGUCAGCGCGCCCAAAAUCAUCACGGCCGUCGGCACCAACGGCCAGCGGUUCAAGCAGCUCGUCAAGGGCGGCAACGACGACCUACGCCAGGACGCCAUCAUGGAACAAGUCUUCGCCGCCGUCUCCGAACUCCUCAAACUCCACCGCACCACCCGCCAACGCAACCUCGGCGUCCGCACCUACAAAGUCCUCCCCCUCACCUCCUCCUCCGGCCUCAUCGAAUUCGUCUCCAACACCAUCCCCCUGCACGAAUACCUCAUGCCGGCCCACGAAAAAUACAACCCAAAAGACCUCAAGGGCUCCCAAUGCCGCAAAGAAAUCUCCAGCGCCCAAACAAAAACCACCGAAAGCCGCAUCGCCAUCUACCGCAAAGUCACCGACCGCUUCCACCCCGUCAUGCGCUACUUCUUCAUGGAAUACUUCCCCGACCCGGACGAGUGGUUCCACAAACGCACCGCUUACACCCGCACCACCGCUGCCAUCUCCAUGCUCGGCCACGUUUUGGGGCUUGGCGACCGGCACGGGCAUAACAUCUUACUCGAUACCAAAACCGGCGAAGUCGUGCACAUCGAUUUGGGCGUGGCCUUUGAGAUGGGCCGGGUGCUACCCGUGCCGGAGCUCGUGCCGUUCCGGUUGACGAGGGAUAUUGUAGAUGGGAUGGGCAUCACGAAGACGGAGGGGGUGUUCCGGAGGUGUUGUGAGUUUACGCUGGAUGCGUUGCGUGAGGAGGCUGCGUCGAUUCAGACUAUUCUGGAUAGCUUGAGGCAUGAUACGCUGUAUCAGUGGUCGAUUUCUCCCGUGCGUAUGGCUAAGUUGCAGAAUGCGCGUGGUUCUGCUGGUGCUGGUGGUGGUGGUGAUGGGGAGGAUGGAGACGGCGACGACGUAGCGGGAGGAGGAGGGAUUGGGGGAGACAAAAAGUCUAGGUCGGUGAAUGAGCCGAGUGAGGCGGAUCGGGCGAUUGAGGUAGUGAGGAAGAAGUUGAGCAAGACGUUGAGUGUGAUGGCGACGGUCAAUGAUUUGAUUAAUCAGGCGACCAGUGUGUCGAAUUUGGCGGUGUUGUAUUCUGGCUGGGCGGCAUACGCUUGA